Messenger RNA from Aegilops tauschii subsp. strangulata, 1803 nucleotides. Its product is annotated as galacturonokinase. Gene Ontology annotation, cellular component: cytoplasm; cytosol. The record is from RefSeq and is a predicted model, not a curated record. Gene Ontology annotation, biological process: galactose metabolic process. Lineage: Eukaryota; Viridiplantae; Streptophyta; Magnoliopsida; Poales; Poaceae. Gene Ontology annotation, molecular function: kinase activity; ATP binding; phosphotransferase activity, alcohol group as acceptor.
GGGGCCAGCCAGCCAGCCAGAGAUAAACAACUCACGCGCGCUCGAUCGAAGGCGGAAAGAAACAAACACGCACACGCCACCUCACGCCGCCCCGCGCACACUGCGGCCGCGCCACUCGCACACGGCCACCACCUGCUAGGCUGCGAGCGGCGAGCGGCGAGAUCGGCGGCGGGCGGAGGAAUGGUGGCGCCGGCGGGAGGAGGGUCGCCGUCGCGGUGGCCGUCGGAUGAGGAGCUUGACAUUGUGCGGAAGAAUGUGGUCGAGAUUAGUGGAAGAGAUGCGAGAGAGGUUAGGGUGGUUGCUUGCCCCUACAGGAUUUGUCCUUUGGGGGCCCACAUUGAUCAUCAGGGCGGAAUAGUGACUGCUAUGACAAUCAAUUAUGGAGUACUUCUUGGCUUUGUGCCCUCUGAUGAUGCUGAGGUUGUACUCCAGUCUGGUCAAUUUAAAGGCAUUACUCGAUUCAGAGUUGAUGACUUGCAAAAGCCUAUUGAGAACCGAGGAAACAUAACUUGGGAAAGCUAUGCAAGAGGUGCAGUUUAUGCCCUGCAAAAUAGUGGAUAUGAUCUCAGAAAGGGUAUAAUAGGUUAUAUUUCUGGAGUGAAUGGACUUGACAGUUCAGGGCUUAGUUCGUCUGCAGCUGUUGGCAUCGCCUAUUUGCUGGCUUUAGAAAAUGUAAAUGAUCUGGUUUUAUCACCAGUUGAUAACAUUCAGUUGGACAAGUCCAUUGAAAAUAGAUAUUUGGGUCUUGAAAAUGGCAUUCUAGAUCCAUCAGCCAUUUUAUUGUCUCGAUAUGGCUACCUCACCUUCAUGGAUUGCAAGACUGCCUCACCUUCCUACGUCUACUUCUCGGAACUAAGUAAAAGCCAGCAACCUCAAGGUCGGCCGCCAUUCAAGAUUUUGUUGGCAUUUUCAGGUUUGCAACAUAACCUACCCAAGUCGCGUGGGUAUAAUAUGCGAGUCUUCGAGUGCAAAGAGGCUGCACGUGCUCUUUUAUGUGCGUCAGGCUCUGAAGAUGCACCAAUACUCCGUAAAGUUGAUCCAGGUGUAUAUGAGGCCCAAAAGUGUAUAUUAGAUGAAAAUCUUGCCAAGAGAGCUGAGCACUAUUUCUCUGAAAUGAAGCGAGUUGUUAAGGGAAGAGAGGCAUGGGCUCGUGGAGACCUACAAGAAUUGGGACAGCUGAUCUCUGCAUCUGGCCGCAGCUCCAUAGUCAACUACGAAUGCGGGAGCAAAGAGAUGAUACAGCUGUACGAGAUCCUCCUGAAGGCGCCAGGGGUCCUCGGCGCGCGGUUCAGCGGCGCUGGCUUCAGAGGCUGCUGCCUCGCCAUCGUCGAAAGCGACCGUGCCGAGGAGGCGGCGGCGUACGUUGGCGCCGAGUACGAGAGGUCCCAGCCAGAGCUGGUGAGCAAGAUCCCCGCGGAUCGUCGCGUGCUGGUCUGCGAGCCCGGGGACUCCGCGCAGGUCAUCUUGCAGUCAUGAGCGUCCUGUUAGUCGGGACUUUGUGAAGGUGAGAAGGCCGACACGUGCAAAAUUCGUACGUCCUCGUCCAUCUGGAACUCCACCCCCUAAAUUCUACUCCCUCCGUCCCAUAAUAUAGGACGUUUUUUGACACUAGUGUAGCGUCAAAAAACAUCUUACAUUAUGGAAUGAAGGGAGUAGACAUUUAGUCCAAGAUAAGACUAGCGUUGUUGUGUAUGAACUGUACUCAGUCGAGCUCCCAGAUAGCUCAUCUGUGUAUGUGUGGAACCAUUUGAUUCAUUCAUUUCCACGUAAGCAAUAAUCAGUAAUGCAAAGGUUCUUCUCAAA